This is a messenger RNA of Aspergillus calidoustus, 531 nucleotides long. The record is from the annotation of a GenBank genome assembly. Lineage: Eukaryota; Fungi; Ascomycota; Eurotiomycetes; Eurotiales; Aspergillaceae.
AUGUCCCAAUCCAGCAAUCCCCGUCCCACCCCCACAAAAUAUGCCCCAAUCGGUGCCUACGGCAUCGGCUUCGUCGAAGGCCCAACGGGCCACCUGCACAAAGCCGCCGGCCAAGUGCUUACAAUCCUCCACUGCACGCGCCUGAUCGAAGUAACCCCCGAAACCGCCUCUGCCGCUUCAAGUUUCAAACCCGCCGGCCUCGGACACCUAAACCUCGUCUCGAAGACUCGAGCAGGCGACGGCGCGCAUAUCCUGCCCAAGGGUGACGUCGAUAUAGUUGGCGAGUGCAGUUUCGGGUACUGGACUGACGACGAGGGGUGCUUGAGGCUCGGGUAUGGGCGGGUUGUGCGGGUGUGGAGGGAGUUUAGUGUGCGGAUUGUGGAUCCGUUCAAGGGGCCUGGGCCCGAGUUUGAUGCGGGGGCGCUGGAGGCGUUGGAUGAGGAGGCACUGGCUGCGCGGCGGAGGGUGAAUCGGACGGCCAGGGUUUGUAGUGAGAAGGGGGAUGUUUAUCGGAUUGAUUUGUUUUCAUAG